Messenger RNA from Cavia porcellus (domestic guinea pig), 2108 nucleotides. It is a transcript of the gene Shcbp1l, whose product is annotated as SHC binding and spindle associated 1 like. Gene Ontology annotation, biological process: spermatogenesis; male meiosis cytokinesis. NCBI's taxonomy places the organism in Eukaryota, Metazoa, Chordata, Mammalia, Rodentia, Caviidae. Gene Ontology annotation, cellular component: meiotic spindle. Bases 1 to 2070 code for a protein of 689 amino acids. The record is from RefSeq and is a predicted model, not a curated record. The transcript is spliced from 11 exons.
AUGCGCGUGUGCCUGGGGCUCGGCGUGAGCGCGCAAGACGCCCCCACCCCCACCGCGCGAGCCCCACACACUCGGAGGAGGCGCGGCCAACGGCUGCAGCGGGCCUGGGCUGCGGCGGCGAUGGCGACGGGGCCGGGCGCCGCGGGACCUGACGACUCGGUCCCGGACACGGCCCCUGGCGGGGCGGGCGGGGAGGCGCCCGCCGCGUCCCCGGUGCGCACGGUGGUGGCCUCGCUGCGCCCUGAGAAGGCGCCCGCGGGGCGCGGCGGACGGCGGCUCCGGCUGCAGCAGGCGUUGGCGGCCGAGGCCGAGGGCGAGGCGGGGCCGCUGGAGGACGCGGGGCGGGGCCGAGAGGCGGGGCCGGGGGCGCGGCCCCUGCCGGCCGUGUGCGCGACCCCGCUGCGGAGCAUGUGGCGCGCGGAGAAGGCGGCGCUGUACUGCGACGAGGUGCUGCGGGGCGCCAAGGCAGAAGAUGCUGAUGAGGCCAUGAGUAAAUACCUGUUAGAAAAAUUAAAAUUGAGAGACAGAUGGCUUGGAGUUUGGAAGACUAAUCCUGAACUAUUCUUUGUGGAAUAUGAAGAAGCUUCUAUCCCUUUUGUUGGUAUACUGAUCGAGGUAACUUGUAAACCAUACCAGAAUUCAUCGUCUUGUUUUGAAGUUACCGUUUCUGUUGCUGAGCCUUUUUCUUCUAACAUUGCAAACAUUCCAAGGGAUUUGGUUGAUGGGGUUUUGGAGGAACUGGAGCACGGUGUACCUCUCUUGGAAGUGUAUCCCAUUGAAGGACAAGAUGCAGAGAUAUGGGAAAUUGCUCUGGCCUUGGAGGUUGUAAGGUUUUUUUAUGAUUUUCUUUGGAGAGAUUGGGAUGACGAAGAAAAUUGUGAGAAUUACUCUGCGCUUAUUGAAGAAAGAAUUAAUCUGUGGUGUGACAUACAGGAUGGAACCAUACCUGCUCCGAUUGCACAGCGCUUUAAGAAGACUUUGGAGAAAUAUAAGAAGAAGCGUGUUGAGCUCAUUGAGUAUCAGAACAAUAUUAAAGAAGAUCCAUCUGCAGCAGAGGCUGUCGAAUGCUGGAAAAAAUACUAUGAAAUAGUAAUGCUUUGUGGAUUAUUGAAAAUGUGGGAGGAUUUACGCCUUCGAGUUCAUGGGCCUUUUUUCCCAAGAAUUCUGCGACGUAGGAAAGGAAAAAGAGACUUUGAGAAGACAGUAACACAUAUUGUAGCAAAAUUGAUGACUACUGAAAUGCCCCUGAUUACCACCAGUCUGCUAUAUCUGUGGAUUCAACUAUUCUGGGUAAAGGAUUUGUCUUCAGACACACUUCUCCAGCAGCAUGAUGAUUUGGAUUUGGCUUUGGAUAGUUGUUACAGUGGAGAUACAAUAGUUAUUUUUCCAGGAGAAUAUCAAUCUGCAAAUAUUGCCUUACUGACUGAUGACAUCAUUAUAAAGGGAGUUGGAAGGAGAGAGGAAAUUAUGAUUACUUCCAAACCUUCUCAUGACAGUUUUGUGGUGUCCAAAGCUGACAGUGUGAAACUAAUGAAUCUGUCUUUGAUACAACAAGGAACAGUUGAUGGUAUUGUGGUGGUAGAGUCUGGUCACAUGACUCUAGAAAACUGUGUGUUAAGAUGUGAAGGAACAGGAGUGUGUGUCCUUACAGGGGCUACUUUGACAAUUACAGACAGUGAGAUAACUGGUGCCCAGGGUGCUGGUGUAGAAUUGUAUCCUGGGAGUAUAGCCAUUUUAGAAAGGAAUGAAAUUCAUCACUGUAAUAACUUUAGAACCAGUGACAAUUCAAAAAGCACCUUGGGUGGAGUUAAUAUCAAGGCUCUUCCAGCGCCCAAAUUGAAGAUGACUAAUAAUCAUAUUUACAACAACAGUGGCUAUGGAGUAAGCAUUCUUCAACCAACUGAACAGUUUUUUAUUGUAGCAGAAGAAGUUCUCAAUGAAGGGGCUGCUUCAGGAGAUAAAGUAGAUGACAAAAUGAUCUGCAAAAUAAUGCAAAACCUGGAUCUGGAAAUGAAUAAUAAUAAAAUAGAAGCAAAUUUAAAAGGGGAUAUCAGAAUAGGCACUAAUUAAAGCAUCUGAAUAAAUGUUAAAGUUUUAUACUUCAGAAA